AGUGUAUAAACCGCAACCUCUGCCUUUCUGGCUUCUGUUGAGCUUAACUUUUAAAAAAGAGUUUUCUCUGCUGCGCCGAGCAGAGCACACUUUCGUUGCUAUUUCGUUUCGUUUCAAAUCAACGCUUUCCGUUUUUUAUGGUCAUUGCAAAAAUGGACUGGUAUGCUCUCUCUAAAAACAUAUCAAUCACUGAAGUGCCUUCAAACAACACGGAAACCAGUGUCAACAGGACCAGACUCAACUAUGCGCAGACUGUCGUUUCUCUCGCGACUGCCAUUGGCCUAGUGAUUAUCACUUUAGUUGACCUUCUUUAUCGAAGCACAUCCCGUCACAGUAAGUUGCUAAGGGUUACACGCGAAACCCGUUUUGACGGCGCGUACAUUCUAGGCAAGCCACCGAAAAGCCGAGCUCGUACAAUACUGGAGAACGGGCUGAAGACACAUGAAUUUCGUAUCCGCAACCCUCCGCAGUACUCGCGAGUCAUUCCUGCAGUUGUUUCUGACGCUCGUGACGCAAAGCUGGACUGUGUAGAAAUGCUGAAUAAGGUUCGAGUGAUCCUUUCAAAAUCUUACGGCAGAAGUGCGGAAUUGAUGUCGAUGCGUUGCUGCUUGACAUGCGUUAAAGGAGCACUUUCCAAUGAGCAGUCGGAGCGUUUUCUGCGAAUCUACGAGCGCGUCAUGUUCUGCUCUCAUCGUGUCAACGGAGAUGAGAAAAUUGUCACAUCUGACGAAAUCCGCUAUAUGCAUGCUUUUUUCUACAAUAGCGUACUGAAAGUAAUGCAGUAA
Messenger RNA from Leptomonas pyrrhocoris, 785 nucleotides. RefSeq lists its product as hypothetical. The record is from RefSeq and is a predicted model, not a curated record. NCBI's taxonomy places the organism in Eukaryota, Euglenozoa, Kinetoplastea, Trypanosomatida, Trypanosomatidae. Bases 153 to 785 code for a protein of 210 amino acids. The transcript has a single exon.